AUGAUCAGUGAGAGGUUCCAUUUGAGGAUAAAGGAGGAAUUUUAACAUCGAAACUCCAAUUGCCGCCUCGAUGCGUUUGUGGAACUUUUGAUCAAUGCUAUUGAAGAUCUUUCUGAGUCUAUAGCGGUGAAGGACCGUCGUCGAUUUGCUGCCGCUGCGUAUAGGCUGCAAGAGGCUAAUAAAAACCACAGGAGAGCGGAAACUAUUUAUGCACAAGCACCUGACCUCGUAGUCAGCGUAGCAACGAACAAGUGGCUGGUUCGAAACACAGCCAAAACGGAAGAAUUCGACGUGAUCUAUGAAGGACCCUGCCCAUGCGAUGAAUUGGUAAAAUUAACGUUUCACUUUUAUAACGUGCAUUUUUAG
This is a messenger RNA of Haemonchus placei, 366 nucleotides long. Lineage: Eukaryota; Metazoa; Nematoda; Chromadorea; Rhabditida; Trichostrongylidae. The record is from the annotation of a GenBank genome assembly.